AUGUUUGCUACAAUAAACAUCAGUACAAAAUUAUUUUGUAUGCAUCGAUUUAAACUUAAUUAUGCUUCCAUUUUAAUCGUACUUCUUAUCAGCAUCUUCAUUGAAACAAGCAAUGCUCAACAAAGGUACCCAGAUUCUGGUCCAGUAACACCACCACCAGGUUAUGCAUUUGCACCUGGUUAUGGAUCAUCUCAAUAUCAACCAAAAAAUCGAACGAGCAAUAGUGCUGAUUGUAACAAUUGUAAUCAACCAUGUUUUUGCAUAGCACAAAAAGGAGACCAGGGUCCAGCUGGUCCAAUGGGCCCUGCUGGUGCUCGUGGAGUGAAUGGUGUUCCCGGUCCCGAAGGACCUGAAGGUAUGAAAGGUGAAAAAGGUGAUCGGGGUUUACCCGGUUUACCAGGCCAAAAAGGUGACAGAGGACGAUCCGGUGAACCAGGCAUGCCCGGUCAUCCCGGUUUACCCGGUCUUCCAGGCCCAAGAGGACCAGAAGGUUUACCUGGUCGUGAUGGAUGUAACGGAUCAAGAGGUGAUGCUGGUCGACCUGGAUUUAGCGGACAGCCCGGUCGUCCUGGUGAACCUGGUAUUCCUGGUCAACGAGGUCCCAAAGGUGACCCUGCACAAGCUUUACCCGGAUUCAAAGGCGAAACUGGACCUCCAGGAGCUCCCGGUCUUCCUGGUGCUGCAGGUACUCCAGGUAAUGGUGGUAUUCCCGGAAAUGCUGGUGGUGUUGGUUUUCCUGGACGUGAAGGCGCUAAAGGUGAUCGUGGUGAACCUGGUGCUGCAGGUAUUCCUGGAACUGGAUUCAAUGGUGAACGAGGCCAAAAAGGAGAACCCGGAUCAUCUGCUCCCUAUCCAUCCAUAGGUCAUGUAGAAGCAACAGGUAACUUUACUGUUGUUCCAGUACCAACUCCUGGUGCUCGCGGUGAAAAGGGUGCUAUGGGUCAUAAAGGAGAACCUGGUGAAAUUGGUUAUCCUGGUGCUCCAGGUUCAGCUGGACCAGCAGGUAUGACCGGUGAAAAGGGUGUACCAGGCCCCGUUGGACCACGUGGUCCUACUGGUUUACCAGGUCAAGCUGGUUUUCCUGGACAAGCUGGUGAUCGUGGUAGCCCAGGUUAUCCUGGUUCAUCUGGUACUCCCGGAAGACCUGGUAACAAUGGAUUAUCAGGAGACAAAGGUGAUCGUGGUUUCCCUGGUAUGCCUGGCAUGUGUAUACCUGAUGGACCCGAUAGUGGAAUGGCAGGACAACCAGGAGCAACAGGAGCUAAAGGAGAACGCGGUCCACCAGGUACAGCAGGUUAUCCCGGCGGUCCAGGUUUACCCGGUGCACAAGGUCCAAAAGGUGAUCGUGGUUUUGAUGGAGCACCUGGUAGCCCAGGUCAAGCUGGACGUGAUGGUAUUAAAGGAAACCGAGGAGAUAACGGACGAGCUGGUGAUCCCGGUGCGUCUGGAUUUCCCGGUCCACAAGGUUAUCGUGGAGCUAAAGGUGAACCAGGUCCAAAAGGUGAACCUGGUCGUGCAAUUCCUGGUCCACCUGGUAUUGAUGGUUAUUCAGGUCAAUCUGGUCUUCCAGGAGCUAAAGGUGAACGUGGUUUACGUGGUAUGCCUGGUUUACCUGGUAACGGAUCAGGUGGUGGAGGUUUACCUGGCCCACAAGGACCUGUUGGUCCAACUGGUAGUCCUGGUGCACCUGGCUUUCAAGGUAUCGCCGGUGGUAAAGGAGACAAAGGAGACCGAGGUCUCGAAGGUCAAUGUGGUGCACGUGAUGGUUUGAAAGGUAGCAAAGGUGAACCUGGUUAUCCAGGAGAAGCUGGAACCCCUGGCCAACGUGGUACUUCAGGAGAAAAAGGUGAUCGAGGUGAUGGUGGUUUACAAGGUUACCCCGGUAAUGUUGGUCAAUCUGGUGCACCCGGUCGUAAUGGUAUGGACGGUGAACCAGGUCUUAAAGGAGACAAAGGUGAAUCAGCUCGUGUUGGAACAGUACAAGGAAUGUCAGGAGAAAAGGGAACACCAGGUCUUCCCGGUUUGAAAGGUGAUCGUGGAGAAAAAGGUUCACCAGGUUAUAGUGGCCGAGAUGGUCAACCAGGUCCAGGUGGAGUAGCUGGAGCUAAAGGUGAUGCUGGCUAUCCAGGUAUGCAAGGUCCACCAGGUAGCCCAGGUCCAAUGGGUGAUAUUGGUCCACCAGGUGCAACACUUCCAGGUGAACGAGGUGAAAAGGGUAUUCCAGGUCCAGUCGGUAUUCCCGGCCCACAAGGUUCUCCAGGUAUCAAAGGUGAACCAGGUCGACCAGCUCCUCAAGGAUUAACAUCAUUACCAGGCCCACAAGGUGAAAAAGGUGAUCGUGGUUUCGCAGGCUCUCCAGGUCUUCCAGGAUCACAAGGUUCAAAUGGUAUGCCAGGUUUACCAGGCGCACCCGGAUCAAAAGGUGAAUCAGGUUUACCAGGCAUGCCAGGUCUUCCAGGACCAAAAGGCAUUACAGGUUAUCGUGGUGAAGCAGGUCUUCCAGGUCGUGAUGGAACACCAGGUCUUCCAGGAACAAAGGGUUUUGAUGGUGCACCAGGUCUUCCAGGUCGUGGAGGAGAACGAGGUGAACCAGGUCUUCCAGGACCAGGCUUCCCAGGAGCCCCUGGACCUGUCGGCCCCGGUGGUGAUCGUGGUUUCCCAGGUUUACCCGGCCCAGCUGGUGAAACUGGCUUCCAAGGCAUGAAAGGUGAUGCUGGUUUACCAGGUGUAAAUGGACUUCCAGGUCCAGCUGGUUUGAAAGGUGAACGAGGUGAACCAGGUUUUGGUGGACAAAAAGGUGAUCAAGGAGCAGCAGGUGCCCCCGGUAUUGAUGGCUUACCAGGUCUUCCAGGCCCAUUAGGUCCACCAGGCGCCCCAGGUUUAUCUGGAGAAAAAGGCUUCUCAGGAUUACCAGGAGGAAACGGACAACCAGGUCUUCCAGGCAUGCCAGGAAUGAAAGGUGAACGUGGUUUGAAUGGAAAUCCAGGAUUGAAUGGAGCACCAGGUCCAGGAGGUGAAAAAGGUCUCGCUGGCUUCCCAGGAGGACCAGGACCAAAUGGAAUGCCAGGUCUUCCAGGCUCUGCUGGUUUCAAGGGUGAUCGAGGUCUACCCGGUUUACCAGGUGCAUCAUGUGGAUCAUGUGUCGCAGGUCAACGUGGUGACCGAGGCUUCGCAGGUACACCAGGUACACCAGGUCAAAAAGGAGAACCAGGUCAGGCAUCUGCACGUGGACCACCAGGCGAACGUGGUCCAGCAGGUUUCCCAGGAGCUCCAGGUCUUCCAGGUAUGGCUGGCAAAGAUGGUAUGCCAGGUCUUCCAGGUGCUAAAGGAGAACGAGCUGUUGGUCCAACAGGUAUCAAAGGUGCUAAUGGUGAACCAGGUUUACCAGGCCCAUCAGGUUUACCAGGACAACCAGGUGAACGUGGUUCACCAGGUGGCAAUGGAUUCCCUGGCGCACCCGGUGAACGAGGUUUACCAGGUCCAAGUGGAUUACCAGGUGCUCCCGGUCUUCCCGGUUUAGGUGGACAAAAAGGUGAUCUUGGCUUUAAUGGAUUACCAGGUCAAAAAGGAGAAUCAGGUGCCCCAGGUUUGAAUGGACCACCAGGCAUGAAUGGUAUGCCAGGUGGCAAAGGUGAUGCAGGUAUGCCAGGUCGUGAUGGUGGUGCUGGCUCACAAGGACCUAAAGGAGAUCGUGGUCUUAAUGGAUUCCCAGGCGCUCCCGGAGCUAAAGGUGCUGCAGGUGUACCAGGUCUACCAGGUCCAGGAGGUCUUCCAGGUUCAGCAGGUUUCCCCGGUACAAGCGGUCUUCCAGGAAUGAAAGGUGAUGCUGGUUUACCAGGUCUUCCAGGAUCAAACGGUCCACCAGGAAUGAAUGGUCCAGCUGGUCUUGCAGGAGAUUCUGGUUUACCAGGUAUGGCAGGUCAAAAAGGUGAACCAGGUUAUGCUGCUUCCGGAAACAAAGGUGAACCAGGUUCAAAUGGUCGUGAUGGUUUACCAGGCAUGCCAGGAGAAAAAGGAAACCUAGGUGGCAUUGGUCAACCCGGUCGUCCAGGUCUUGAUUGUAGAGUACCAAUUCCCGGCACUAAAGGUGAUGCUGGCUUACCAGGUCUCCCAGGUGCUCCAGGUUUACAAGGUGCUCCAGGUCCAGCAGGCAAAGAUGGAUUCCCAGGUACUGGAGGUAUGCCAGGUAUGCCCGGUGCCAAAGGUCGUGAUGGAUUCCCAGGUGCAAAUGGUUUACCAGGUGCCCCAGGUGAACGUGGUUUCGCUGGAAUGCCAGGUCAACCAGGUUUACCAGGAGAACGAGGAACUAAUGGAUUCCCAGGCAACCCAGGUCUUCCCGGACCAAAAGGUGAUCGUGGUUAUAACGGAGCUCCUGGUAUGAAUGGUAUGCCAGGUGAACGUGGUCAAAAAGGUGAUUGUAUUCAACCACAACCAAUGCAAGCCCAAGCAGGUCAAAAAGGAGAUCAAGGUCCACCAGGAGCACCAGGCUUACCAGGAAUGGUAGGAUUAGCAGGUCAACCCGGUCCACGCGGAGAAAAUGGUCCACCAGGUCAACCAGGCCAACCCGGUUUACCCGGUUAUGUUGGACCUAAAGGUGAACGUGGUACAUCCGGUACUCCAGGUGUUUCUGGUAUUGCUGGUCCACCAGGUGCAAGCGGUCCCCCAGGUCCAGCUGGUCCUGGUCUUCAACGAACUGGUUUCAUGGUUGUUCGUCAUUCACAAUCAUCACAAGUACCCGAUUGUCCAUCAGGCAUGGUUAAACUUUGGGAUGGUUACAGUUUACUUAUGAUGCAAGGAAAUGAUCAUGGUUAUCAUCAAGAUCUUGGCUCGGCUGGUUCAUGUCUUCAAAAAUUCUCUGCUUUACCAUACUUACGUUGUGAUCAUACAAAUGUUUGUUAUUAUGGUCAAACAAAUGAUUUAACAUAUUAUUUAUCAACAACAGAACCAAUGCCAAUGAUGCCCGUUCAACGUGAUAACAUUCGACCAUAUAUUUCACGUUGUGCUGUUUGUGAAGCACCUGCUAAUGUUAUGUCAUUCCAUAGUUUAUCAAUGACACCACCACCAUGUCCAAAUGGUUGGAAUAUUUUAUGGCAAGGUUAUAGUUUUGUUAUGCAUCUCGGUCGUGGUGCACAAGGAGGCGGUCAAUCAUUAGCAAGUCCAGGUUCAUGUCUUGAAGAUUUCCGUGCAACACCAUUCAUUGAAUGUUCUGGAACAGAUGGUAACUGUAUGUAUUAUGCAAACAAAUUCAGUUAUUGGAUGACAGUUAUUGAUCAAAAUAAUCAAUUUGAAGUUCCACGUCAAGAAACAUUAAAAUCUGGCAAUCAUAGAAAUAAGAUCAGUCGUUGUACUGUCUGUUUGAAAACACAACAAAGUGGUGGCCAAGGCGGUUUUCAAAAUGGCAAUUACUAUGUGGGACAAAACAUAAAAAAACACUAG
Adineta steineri is the source of this 5436-nucleotide messenger RNA. The record is from the annotation of a GenBank genome assembly. NCBI's taxonomy places the organism in Eukaryota, Metazoa, Rotifera, Eurotatoria, Adinetida, Adinetidae.